Colletotrichum fioriniae is the source of this 1227-nucleotide messenger RNA. RefSeq lists its product as uncharacterized. The record is from RefSeq and is a predicted model, not a curated record. NCBI's taxonomy places the organism in Eukaryota, Fungi, Ascomycota, Sordariomycetes, Glomerellales, Glomerellaceae.
AUGGCGUCUCAGAUAGAUAUCGCUGCCGUGAGAAGCAAGUUCCCUGCCCUGGGCCAAGACCAGGUCUUCUUCGAUAACGCGGGCGGAAGCCAGACGCUGGGCACAGUCAUUGAGUCCAUCCGCGACUAUCUCACACAAAACAAUGUUCAGCUAGGCGCGUCUUACAAAGUCGGCCAGAAGGCGACGGCCUCCUACAGCGAAGGCUACCAGGCCGGCGCAAAGUAUAUCAACGCAUCUGCCGACGAGAUAGUCUUUGGCGCCUCGACAACCCAGCUCUUCCGCAACCUAUCCCACACCUUCACCUUUGACAAGGGCGACGAAAUCGUCGUAUCAGCAGUCGAUCACGAAGCCAACAUCGCCUCUUGGGUCGACCUCGCCGCCCGCCAAGGACUCGAGCUGAAGUGGUGGAAGCCCACAGACGCAUCCUCAACAACGAACCCAAAGCUGACGACGGAGAACCUGAAGCCCUUGCUCUCGGACAAGACCCGCCUGGUAACCCUCACGCACGCGAGCAACAUCCUAGGCACGAUCCACGACGUCGCCUCCGUAGCCUCCCUUGUCCACGACUCCACACCAAAGGGUCUGGUCUGCGUCGACGGCGUGGCCUACGCCCCGCACCGGCCCAUCGACGUCAAAGCCCUCGGCGUCGACUUUUACGCCUUUUCGUGGUACAAGGUCUACGGCCCGCACACGGCCAUGCUAUACGCCAGCCGCGCCGUGCAGGACGCACAUAUGCGCUCCCUCGGCCACUUCUUCAACCCGAGCGAGUCCCUCGAGGGGAAGCUCGGGCUCGCGGGAGGCAGCUACGAGCUGGUCUCGGCCGUCCCGCGGGUGCUGGAGUACCUGGGCACGCCCGACUCCCAGGGCUGGAAGGGCAAGGUCGAGCAGGAGGGGCAGCUCCAGGCCAUUCUGCUCGAGUAUCUCAACGGCCGGGGCGACGUGACCGUUUACGGCGAGACUGAUGCCGGCACCGACCGGCGCGUUCCGACAAUCAGCUUCAGAGUGCAGGGGUGGGGCACCAAGGAGCUUGUCAAUGCCGUAGAGAACGAGUCCGAGUUUGCCUUCCGAUGGGGCCACUUCUAUUCGUACCGGCUGAUCAAGGAGAUUCUGCAACUCGACCCCGCCGAUGGCAUUAUUCGGGUUAGCAUGGUGCAUUAUAACAGCCUUGAUGAAAUCAAGGGGUUCAUUGCGGCCUUGGAUAAGGCACUGCAACAAAAGACCAAAUAA